CAUUAGCAUGGCUUGGUGUUCAUCUCUCUACAAAAUACUACCUAGGUCCAGUUCAUUUUGGUCUAGUUUGGUAUGAACCCAUUUCCUUAAUCUGCACCAAAAAAGAAAAGUGCCCGAGGUUCAACCCUAGACUUUGAUCUAUUAAUAUUUAACAUUCCAUAGGGAACAGAAAGAAAAAUAAGUUGGAAAAAAAGAAAAAGAGAAGAAGAGAAAUAUAUAGCACUUGCAGGGAAGAUUACAAGUAAAACAUGGAGGUGGAAAAGCUAGUGGUGAUCUUUGUCUUGGCUUUUGCCUCCAUCAUUCCAAUCUUGAAUGCAGAUAUUGGGUAUUAUGAUGAGGUAUGGAAGAAACGAGCUGAGGAAGCUAAGAAGAAUAUGAUGGAUGCCUAUGUAGCCAACCCUUUAGAAGUCACCACGGAAUUCAACAAUCAAACAAAUGAGGGCAAGGAAAAGAAUGGAACUGUGGGCUCUGGUAAGGGAGAAGUCAAUACUACAAGCUCUUUUAGCGAAGCAGAAAACACAAAUGAUGAUAAUAAUGAGGAAAAUGAAGAUGAUAAUGAUGAGUGGAAUGAGACAAAGGGAAACUUCACUAAGGAGUUUGAAAAGGAAACGAAUAGCACAAGGAGAAACCUGAGGCAAGGGAAGAGACUCUACAAAGGUCCAUGUCACACAACCAACCCGAUUGACCGAUGCUGGAGGUGCAGAAAGAACUGGGCUAAAAACAGAAAAAGGCUAGCAAGAUGUGCACUUGGCUUCGGUCGGAGAACUACCGGAGGAAAAGCUGGAAAAUUCUAUGUAGUUACUGAUAAUACAGAUGCCAACGUGGUGGAUCCUAAACCAGGAACUUUACGCCAUGCUGUGAUUCAAAAAGCACCGUUGUGGAUUUAUUUUGCCCGCGACAUGAACAUCAAGUUGCAAAAGGAGCUAAUUAUUAAUAAUGAUAAGACAAUUGAUGGGCGUGGAGCUAAUGUGCAUAUUGCUUAUGGUGCUGGUAUUACUAUACAGUUUGUCAAAAAUGUCAUUAUUCAUGGACUACAUAUUCAUCACAUUUCAGCUGCUAGCGGUGGCAUGAUUAGAGACUCAAUUGAUCAUUUUGGCAUCAGGACUAACAGUGAUGGUGAUGGUAUUUCCAUCUUUGGUUCAACAAAUGUUUGGAUUGAUCAUGUUUCUAUGUCUCGCUGCCAAGAUGGGCUUAUUGAUGCUAUUCAAGGAUCCACUGGUAUCACCAUUUCAAAUUCUCACUUCACCCACCAUAAUGAUGUGAUCUUGUUGGGUGCAAGUGAUAGUUUCUCAGGUGAUCAAUUCAUGCAAGUAACAGUUGCAUUCAAUCAUUUCGGUCAAGGACUAGUGCAAAGAAUGCCAAGAUGCAGGUGGGGUUUCUUUCAUGUUGUUAACAAUGACUACACCAACUGGUUACUGUACGCCAUUGGUGGCAGCAUGCAUCCUACCAUUAUUAGUCAGGGCAACAGAUUUAUUGCCCCAGACAAUCAAUAUCUCAAAGAGGUGACGAAAAGAGAUUACGCCACAGAAGCUGAAUGGAAGAAGUGGACAUGGAGAUCAGAGGGUGAUCUACUGAUGAAUGGAGCAUUUUUUGUUCAAUCUGGGGAUCCUAAACUGAAGGUGAAACCAAGCAAGAAGUACCUUAUCAAAGCUAAGCCUGGAAUUUAUGCUACUAGGCUGACACGUUUUGCGGGGGCCCUGAACUGCAUUCCAGGCAGAAAAUGUUAGUUUAGUAUGUCUGGAAAUAUAACUAAUGUUUUUAUUGAGCCUGAAUGAAGAGAUAGGCAUGUUUAGUAUCUGAGAAGCAUAAAGGAACGUGCGAAUGAGAUCAAUUUUAUUCAUGUUAUUUUUGUUCGUGUUUCCAUUUUUUUUUUUAUUAUUAUUAUUUUUUUGUUUCUUUUUUGGGAAAAGGAAAUAGGAUGGAAGAUAUAGAUAUGGGAAAGGGAACAAAUUUUGAAAUCCUAAAAUUUUACUGCUCGUUCUUUUACCUUGAUAUUUUUUGAAAAAUAAUUAUUUAUAAUAAUUCAUACAUUAAUAUGUUUAUUUAUAUUUUUAUAGUUA
This is a messenger RNA of Ricinus communis (castor bean), 2060 nucleotides long. RefSeq names its product pectate lyase. The coding region runs from base 249 to 1727 and encodes 492 amino acids. The record is from RefSeq and is a predicted model, not a curated record. Gene Ontology annotation, molecular function: pectate lyase activity. The transcript has 4 exons. Lineage: Eukaryota; Viridiplantae; Streptophyta; Magnoliopsida; Malpighiales; Euphorbiaceae.